Betta splendens (Siamese fighting fish) is the source of this 3058-nucleotide messenger RNA. It is a transcript of the gene ptgir, whose product is annotated as prostaglandin I2 receptor. Gene Ontology annotation, molecular function: thromboxane receptor activity; prostacyclin receptor activity. The coding region runs from base 373 to 1488 and encodes 371 amino acids. The record is from RefSeq and is a predicted model, not a curated record. Lineage: Eukaryota; Metazoa; Chordata; Actinopteri; Anabantiformes; Osphronemidae. Gene Ontology annotation, biological process: adenylate cyclase-activating G protein-coupled receptor signaling pathway; positive regulation of cytosolic calcium ion concentration; inflammatory response. The transcript has 3 exons. Gene Ontology annotation, cellular component: plasma membrane.
GUUUAAACAGUGGCUCACUCUGCGAGCGUCAGUUCCUCGUGUGGCGGCUCUUUAAGCAGCGACAGCUUUGAACUCUGCUUCAUAUUUUACACAGCAGGAGUUUGAAUAGCGAAGAAGCGGCGGGGGAACUUUUACCCAGCUUCAGUCGGUGUUUUCCCACAGAGUCAGAGAAGACGAUUUAAAGGUGUUUCCAAGGAAGAGAGUCAUGUUUUGAACCAGGGCAUCCUCAUGGCUGUCAGCGUUCCCCGCCGCCUGUCUGCUCACACGAUGACCUCUGGAGGCGCCGACUGCCUCAUGUUCCCCGGCAGCUCCCUGUUCACCCCGCACUAAACGGGCACGUCCACCUACAGCCAAACAGGCACGAAUGACAGCAUGGCCCCCAACGAAUCAUGCCCCAAUACCAACUGCAGCAACGCCGACUUCGUGAACGAAGGGACCAACCUGGCAACGAGCAUCUUCAUGUUCCUGUGCGGCGUGGCGGGCAACCUGCUGGCCCUCUUCAUCCUGGGCGUGCACCAGAAGGAGCACCGCUCCCGCUCGUCCGUGUUCUGCAUCCUGGUGACGGGCCUGGUCCUCACCGACCUGCUGGGCACCUGCCUGCUCAGCCCGCCCGUCUUCUUCUGCUACGCCCGCAACGUGUCGCUGGUAAAGAUGGGCGGCACCACGCUGUGCGACCUGUUCGGCUUCGCCAUGAUCUUCUUCGGCCUGACCCCCAUGCUCAUCCUGUGCGCCAUGGCGGUGGAGCGCUGCCUGGCCAUCAGCCACCCCUACUUCUACUCCGUGCACAUACGCCGCCGAUUUGCCAAAUUCACUCUUUUAUUAAUCUAUGUCUUUUCGUUCGCGUUCUGCCUCCUGCCCUUCAUGGGCUACGGCAAGUUCAGGCAGUACUGCCCCGGGACGUGGUGUUUCAUUGACAUGGACGCGGUGGGGGAGAAGUCCAAGCUGGUGCUGGCCUUCUCCCUGUCCUACUCCUCCCUCAUGGCGCUGCUGAUUUUUGCGGUGUUCCUCUGCAACGGCUCGAUGUUCGUCAGCCUGUGCGAGAUGCACCGGAGCCAGAAGACGCGGCGGCGCGGCUCGGUGGCGUCGACGGGGAGGAGGAGGAGGCUGAGCCUGGCCUGGUUCGGUCGGGGGGAGGAGGAGAUGGACCACCUGGUGCUGCUGGCGCUCAUUACCGUCAUCUUCGUCAUCUGCUCCGUUCCUCUCAUCAUUGCAGGCUUCAUCAAUGCCAUCCAUCCGUUCUGCAGUGACUGGAUGAACCUAAUAGCCUUCCGCUUCUACGCCUUCAACCCCAUCCUGGAUCCCUGGGUCUUCAUCAUCUGCCGCAAGUCCGUGUUUCGGCACCUUUACACGCUGCUGAGCUGCCGCUUCGGCCGAGGGGCCGUGAAGACGACGGCGCACUGCGCGCUGUCCCUGCCCCUGGACAGCAGCCACAUACAGCGCGAGCCUCCAGACGGGCCGCUUUCACAGACAAACAUGUUCCCCCGUUAAUCGCUUUGACGCAACAGGCGCAUUCCUUGAGGUGCGUGGGGCGACUGCCGGCCCAGAGACUUUCAGAUCUGAAAUGUGUCAGAUGGAAGCCUGGCAUUUGCAUACGGGACUAGAAUGACCUGUCACAGGAAAUCACCUGUCUAUGUAAUGACUGCUUCAACAGAUGACAAACCUCAGCGCGGAAGGAACCCUUGCACUUACACUGACUGAUGGAAACGGCCUUCAGAGGAGCUGGGAGAGUUGUGCCAUGAAAUGAAAAUGACACUGUAGCCUGGAAUGUAAGUCAUAUACUGUAGAACCAACAGUAUUUACCACAAUAUCUCUCCAAUAUGCAUGGAUGUACUCUGUUACUUCGUCUCAGUCGACCUUUCUCUUGAGUAGCAGGUUCAGCUUCCAUGUCUACAGUGAAUCCAUGUGAAGAUGAACCUUACUUCCUUUCUAUUGCUGAUGAUUUCACACCUGUAACAGAUGUUCAAGAUGUGCAGUAACCUGAACUGUCGAAGCAACGUUAGCUCAGUUCAUGGAUAUCUAAACCAAAUGUCAUGGCAGAGGAGAAAAACGGGGCCGGUGGCCUUUAUUCUACCAGCUACGUCAAUGUCUGUUCGUGUUUUUACGCCUAUGGACCCAUUAAUCCUGUGAAAUUCCAUCGGAACGCAAUAGUUCAGAUCUGUGACUGCUGAUGUUGCUAAAAAGUGCUUUUAAAAGCACAAGCGUUGAAUGUUGGACUGGGGAUUCCUUGGCGUCAUACCUACAACAUGGUCAUAGUCCUGCUGGACUCGCUUGUCUGCAUCAUUCUGUUGCUCAGGCCGCUCUUAGAACAUAAUCAAUAAUCCAUGUGUGCUUCCUGACACACAUCCAUAACCUGUUCACGAGGAACAUAGAGUGUACAGUCCAGUCACAAAUGUGUCGUUCUGAUUAUUGUGGUCAGUUUAAAUGUAUAAAGGGUCCAAGCACUCCAGCAUUAACUUAUUCCUUAUGUUAUAGGGAGUUAAAUUAGACUGAGGAGGUUCAGAUGACUGACAGUGUGUGAACCAAACAGACUUUUUUAAACCAAGCUGAGGUUUUAGAGGCUGCUUUAGCGUCAGACUUGGCUCGAUGCCACUUCCUGUGCAGCCAGUGAUGCUGCUUAAUCAUCACCUCGCUCCCGUCUAAACUAUGUAGAAUUAAUAUAUGUUCCUUGAAGAGCCUCUUGAAAGCACCCUGCUGCUGUGAAACGCACUGAGCUUGCGUGGUGGGUUUUGUUUGUAUUGUGGUGUUGCUGCAUUUGAAUGUACGUAUUUAUGCCUUUUCCCUGCGCUGUCUCGUUUUGUAUCUUUGUGAUUCUUGCACAGAUAACAGACGUGGUGACUGUGGUUCUGUUUUGGUGUUUGCCCAGGUUGCAUGUUCACUUUUUUUAUUUGCUUCACAGUCCUUGAUGACAACACCUCACCACUUGCACAUUUUGUUUCAACAGGGUAAUUAUUUGAAGUGUACGCCCAUCAUAAUAAAAGAAAUUAUAAAAGUAGUGUUUAUUACACUGUGUAUAUUUUAUUUGUGAAAUACAAUAAAAUCUGUCACACUUUUGUCUUUA